CGGUUGCGGGUUUCCGCUCACUCUCCUUGGCGGCUCCAGGCGGUUCUCCAGUUUGGAUCGUGCCUCUGUCUCCAUGCUCGGUUUCGUUGUCAGGCCUCCUCACCACCUCCUGUCUCUUCUGUGUCCUGGACUGCGGAUAUCUCCACUCUCAGUACUUUGUGCUCAGCCCAGGCCCAGAGCCAUGGCUGUCUCCUCUUCCUCCUGGGAACUGCCCCUGGUGGCAGUGUGCCAGAUAACAUCAACGCCAGACAAGCAGCAGAACUUUAAAGCUUGUGCUGAGCUGAUUCGAGAGGCUGCUAGACUGGGUGCUUGCCUGGCUUUCCUGCCAGAGGCAUUUGACUUCAUUGCACGGGACCCUGCAGAGACUCUUCACCUCUCUGAGCCACUGGGAGGAAACAUUUUGGGAGAAUACACCCAGCUUGCCAGGGAAUGUGGACUCUGGCUGUCCUUGGGUGGUUUCCACGAGCGUGGCCAAGACUGGGAGCAGACUCAGAAAAUCUACAAUUGUCAUGUGCUUCUGAACAGCAAGGGGUCAGUAGUGGCCACUUACAGGAAGACACAUCUGUGUGAUGUAGAGAUUCCAGGGCAGGGGCCUAUGCAUGAAAGCAACUCUACCAUGCCUGGGCCCAAUCUGGAGUCACCUGUCAGCACACCAGCAGGCAAGGUUGGUCUGGCUAUCUGCUAUGAUAUGCGGUUCCCUGAACUUUCUCUGGCACUGGCACAGGCUGGAGCAGAAAUACUUACCUAUCCUUCAGCUUUUGGGUCUGUAACAGGCCCAGCCCACUGGGAGGUGUUGCUGCGGGCACGUGCCAUCGAAACCCAGUGCUAUGUAGUGGCAGCAGCACAGUGUGGACGCCACCACGAGAAGAGAGCGAGUUAUGGCCACAGCAUGGUGGUAGACCCUUGGGGAACAGUGGUGGCCCGCUGCUCUGAGGGUCCGGGCCUCUGCCUUGCUCGAAUCGACCUCAGUUACCUGCGACAGUUGCGCCAACAUCUGCCUGUGUUCCAGCACCGCAGGCCUGACCUCUAUGGUAAUCUGGGUCACCCACUGUCUUAAGACUUUCAACUUCUCUGAGUUGAGACCCCACUGUGAGCUGGGGUUGCUGUUACUUAGAAGCGGGACCCAGGUGCACCUCCACUCACUUGGAGAAUCUUGACUCUCUUGAAGGAACACAGGCUCAGCUUCUUGGAAAAAAAGAAACUCACCUGAGCUCAGAUUUCAAAAAUGUGGAAUUUUAUAUAGUCAUUGCUUAUUUCAUGAAAACUAAAAUUAUGCUGAGGACUGAGCAGCACUGGCAUUGAAAAAAAUAUAAUCAUCAUAAAGUGUG
This is a messenger RNA of Miniopterus natalensis, 1328 nucleotides long. RefSeq names its product nitrilase 1 (gene NIT1). Lineage: Eukaryota; Metazoa; Chordata; Mammalia; Chiroptera; Miniopteridae. The record is from RefSeq and is a predicted model, not a curated record. Gene Ontology annotation, molecular function: hydrolase activity, acting on carbon-nitrogen (but not peptide) bonds, in linear amides.